AUGCAGAUCUCAUUGCUGGCUAUGUCUGGCCUCCUAGCUCUGACCUCGUUUGGUGUUGGGAUGCUGCCAUUGUCAUUCUCCUAUUCCAGAAAACAUUUGUCUCGGUUGUCAAGUCUUGGGACUGGCCUUCUACUUGGAACCGCACUAGGCGUCAUAAUUCCAGAGUACGUCGAAGGUAUCAGCAUCGUUUUGGCGGAGUCGAGCUCUCAGCUACCUACGGGCACCAUAGCGCUUUCGCUCCUUGCUGGGUUUUCGCUCAUGCUCGUCGUGGAGCAGCUCGGAUCGUCCCACGUGCAUGAGGCACCGAGCGACCAGUCUUUGAAGCCACGACACGUCGUAGAUGAUGUGUCCUUCGAUGUUGAACUGGGCGAGCUCGAGAAUGAACAAGGUAUCCCGAGUCGUUCUCGCGAUGUUUCGCCUCGUCGCGGCACCGUUGAGAGCGAUACCAAGCAGCCCGCGUAUCCGCUCACCAUUGGACUAGUCAUACAUGGUUUAGCAGAUGGGCUCGCUCUCGGCGUCUCAGCAGUGUCGUCAGGCGAUUCAUCGGUCUCUUCUGAUCUGUCGUUCUUGGUCUUUCUAGCGCUUGCGAUUCAUAAAGCGCCCACCGCUCUUGCAUACUCUACAACUUUGCUUUCGACUUCACUGCCUCGCGUGGAAUGCAAGAAGCAUCUUUUUGUCUUCAGUUGUUCCACGCCUGUAGGGGCAGUCGUCGCUUACAGCGCGUUCGCGUUUCUGGGAAUCAGUCAAGCCCACAACGUUGGCAUUGCUCUCCUCAUUUCGGGUGGAAGCUUUCUAUACGUUGCCACUGUUCUACAACCUGUCUCCCACCACGCGUUACCUGGGGUGUCUGCGGAAGAAGAGGGGAAAAAGUCUCGGAUCAUUUUCAUCUUAUUGGGCAUGUUUAUACCGUAUUUUAUCGGUUCUGUCUUGGAGCAUGGGCACGACCAUGCCAGCACCAGCAGUCCGGCCUUGGAAUCUCCUCGGACGUGA
Molecule: messenger RNA, 990 nt
Organism: Heterobasidion irregulare TC 32-1
Lineage: Eukaryota; Fungi; Basidiomycota; Agaricomycetes; Russulales; Bondarzewiaceae
Product: ZIP-like zinc transporter protein
Exons: 6
Coding region: 1-990 (329 amino acids)
Biological process (GO): zinc ion transport; transmembrane transport
Cellular component (GO): membrane
Molecular function (GO): metal ion transmembrane transporter activity
Source: RefSeq, a predicted model, not a curated record